Messenger RNA from Nomia melanderi (Alkali bee), 2766 nucleotides. RefSeq names its product PP2C-like domain-containing protein CG9801. The record is from RefSeq and is a predicted model, not a curated record. Lineage: Eukaryota; Metazoa; Arthropoda; Insecta; Hymenoptera; Halictidae.
AGUUCGCGAAAUGGAAUAAAUAUUUGUGUCACUAUGCACCUAAUUGCAAGCACAUUGAUAAUACCACAUAUUGAAAAGAACUUGUAAAAUUGUAAACUUAGUUUUACAGCUCGUUAAUAUUUAUAAUUCAAUUGGUAGAAUUUUAAAACAACGUUUAAAUUCUUGUAUAAACUCUUUUAGAAAUAGCACUGGUUCACAACUGUAAAAACAACCGCGGAAAAUCGUAGUCUCUCACCUGUGGAGAGAACGCCAUAUUGACUUGCCAAAUGUCUAAACAGAGCAAAAAGUAUACUUGGAUGUCUAUGUAGGAUACGUAAUCACGAUUACUCCAUAUAAGUACCAUAAUCGAAAAUAAAGAAAAUGUCAAUUGUAACUUAAUUGUGAGAUUAAUGGUGCUGACGAUAUUGAGUUUUAUGUAAUAAUCUUGAUUAGUGACACGUACCUUAAUAUUAAGAAAAUAAAAAAUUUUCAUUGUUUUAAUCAAAACAUUUGCACCUUAAAUUGUAUUCGUAUAUAGAAGAAUUUCGUGACACCUUUCAAUGGUAAAUGGAACUUUUUCGUUUUCGGUACAGAUUGAUGUUUAAGUUCUACUUGUAAGAGAAUUCAUCAGUUAUUAACAUAUUAUCAAUAUGGCGGUAAAGUGGAAAACGAUGUGCUUUUCAGUGUGUAUUACAAUGUCAUUCCUGUAUAGUGAGAAUUUUUUCUAGAAUUGUAAUUACAGUUGAUCCUAAUAUUAAAGGAUUAACGGAUAUCAAAGAAGCUGAUUUAAAAUGCAAAUCUCAAAUUUGAAAAAAAAUGCCAAGUUUACGAAAAAAAGUUGCUGGCUUUAUGCGGCAAUUGUCAAUCAGCAACUUGGCAGGAGCUGUGGAAAAUAUUGGUCAAGGAGAACAAACUUUACGUAGUCCUAGAUCGUUAACACAAGAUUUUGCAAGUGGUUGCUUUAUUACACGAUACCUAGAUGGUCUAGAGACAAAGCAGGAAGGACCGGAAAUUGUGCAUGGUAGAAAUCCAGAAGAAUUACCAAUUACGCAACUUGGAAACUUUCAAGAAGAUAAAGAAGUAUUUGCUGCCCAUACUGGUCCUGAUAAUGGACUUAUAGCGGUUAACGUACAACAAAAACAUUUAAGUAUUAAUGAUAUUGAUAUAGAUUACAUUGAUAUGUUAGAUCAAGGUGAACAAUAUAGAAACACAUCUGCAACCACAACUCCCAUGAUUGCUGGCAUUUCUGAUUGGUUUAAUCCUCAUGAGACAGCAUAUGGAAUUGCUACUACAUUGUAUGAGAAAAACCCUACAAAUAAUAUAAAUAACGGAGAACCUAUUGCAGACUGUUUUGGAAUUAUAGCAAGAUCAAACUCAGCUAUUUUAGCACUUGCAGAUGGUGUUAAUUGGGGUACUAAAGCAAGUAUUGCUGCCAGAUCUGCUGUACAUGGAAGUAUGGAAUACUUGAAUAAAGCAUUCUUCUGUCCUUCGGUUAAUAAUGAAAUAACAACAACAAAAGACAUUUUUAUAGCCUUACUUCGAUCAUUCCAUGCUGCGCAUUCAUUAAUUCUACAAGAGCAAGGAAUGCUUACAACAUUAACUGUAUGUGCAGUUCUUCCACUGCCAAAUUCUGAAUCUAAUACAGAUCAGAAAAAAUAUGUGGCUUGUACCUGUAAUGUUGGUGACAGUUUAGCUUAUGUAUAUUCAAGGAAAACUGGAGUAAGAGAAAUAACAAGAGGAUCUCAUGAUAUUCAUUGUAUGCGUGACAUGCGAGAUGCUCUUGGAGCGUUAGGUCCUGUAGAUGGAUGCAAUCCAGAAUUAAAUAAUUUAACGCUUGCAAUGACAGAAGUUGAAAACGGAGACAUUGUAUUCUUAACUAGCGACGGAAUUUCAGACAAUUUUGAUCCUGUAGUUGGGAAAUUUGCAAUUUUACCAUGCCAUAAUAAUGUACCUGAUUCAACCAUGAAAACUCAUACCGAGGGAAGAUCGAAAACUCGUCGAAAAUCCGCAGAAAAUUUAAGACACGCUGAAUCCGGCAAUAGUAAUAGAAAUAAAUCUAAUCUGCCAGUAGUUGAGGCUUAUCAAAGACAUGAACUGACUCUUCUUAGAAUGGAAGAUUUGUUACGAAGAGGUGUAUCUGGAGAAGGUCCACCAUGUAACAGUGCCAAACAUCUUUGUGAACUUCUUUUGGACUUCGCUGUACGAAUAACUGCUGCCAAAAGACGAAUAUUGGAAGAUACUGAUUUAUAUUAUGCGCAAAGUAAAGACGGCCAAUUAGUUCAACUUUCCAAACAAGAACAGAGAACUCGGCGAAUAAAAACAUUGGACAAGGUUUCCAUGAUUCCUGGAAAAUUAGAUCAUGCAACAGUUGUAGCAUAUGUAGUUGGAUCAUUUGAUUCAGAAUAUGGUUUAUAAAUAAUUAUGGUAAUAAAGUUGCAGUUUUAUUUGUAAAAAAAAGUAAGAAAUUAAAAUGUUUUUAUAUAAGAUUUUUCUGAAUAUGUUGAGUAAAAGUAUUGUUUUAGGUAUUAUAAAAUUUAAUUGUUUAUAUCAUUAUUUUGUUAUUUAAAAUAAAAAAAUAUAUGUGCUUAUUUUAAAUGCGAUGAGAUUUAUUUAAUUAGGACCGUGCAUUUAAUUUUGAGUGACAGGUAUAUAAUUUAUACAUAUUCAAAACACAUGUGUAUAUGCGUAAAUUGUUAAUACACAUUUAAAUCUACGCGGCAGCAAUAAACACAGACGAAUAGAACUUUGUCAGUUGAAAAAUGUUUUGUCAAUAACGAUUUAUAAAAU